AAGAGUGACAUCGGGGAAUCCCCGUAAAAUUAUAAAUCGAUUAUAUCCUCAAUCAAUUUUCAUAGCUCAAAGUAUAACAAUCGUUUGAUCUAAUAUUUUCAAAAUACUUCAAUGUUUCUCCCUAUACAUAUCUUUUACUCGGAUUUCUCUAUUUACAAAGUCAAAUUUUCAUUGUCAUCCACGAUCACCCUUUGUUCUUAAUGAGUGAAUCUGCGCGCGUAAACACAAGCCCGAUCAAUGGCCGAGUAAAGUCUCUGACUUUUGCAGAGAGAAAAGUAAAGCACACUUACAGACAUACAGAAACUGGCACAUGCCACUUGCGCAAUUCGAAAUGACAAAGAGCACGAAAGAAGAGCAAAUAAUAGGAACGCAUUCUGAAUUAUCGAAAUCUCAUGCGCAAAAGCGAAUGGAGGUCAUCGAAGCUCGCCAAGCCGUUUUGGUACGUUAACCGCCAACGAUUCUUCCUAACUGUAAAAACUUUUGCGUCAUUAGCAGCGUUCUGCAUCGUUUAUCUUCUUAUAGCUUUAUUAUAAUCCUCUUCUUAUCUCUAGGAAUCCAUUUAAUAAAAGAAUGGCAUCGUAGAAUAUUCAAACCACAUCGCACGUAUCGCCAACGGUUUAUUUCGUCUUUUUUAAAUCAAUAUAAUUUCCGCUUUUGGAUUUCUUAAGUUGGCGUCUAUGUUUAUCCUCGUCUAGGACGACCAAUUAGAAUUCUAUACGGGAUGCGUUUAGAGUUGUUUUCUACGUUGGAUUCUCGGAAUUUUAUCGUGCACGUGCGCUACCUCCUCUAGCGCUGCUUUUAACGUAAAGAACAAAGGCAAAGACUAUUCGCGAUAACUCACGGUGACUUUCCUCAACAAUGACCUAUAAAUACGAUUUUUAAAUUGCAUACUAUAUUAUACGUAUAAACAUAUACGCUAACUGUCACUUUUCACUACGGGCAACUAAAUACAUAUGUAUAAUAAGCACGUUGCGACAUAUCCGACAAAUUCUAUUUACCCAAAGAGACUACCAAUCGUGUAUUCCAUCGGCACAGUAUUACGUGUGACGUUUGUCAAAGAGGACGAAUAAAAAGUUAAAAGAACGAAUGAAGGUGUAGAGGAAGAAUGCAUCUCGUUACACGGUUUUCAACUUUUGAACGUGCCCAUAUGUUCAUUGGGAAAUAUCUAUUGGCCAUUAUUGCUGGAAGUCAGUUUGGAGAAUGUUUAUCCGCCCUGGAAAGAGAUUGGCAUAAUGUCAAAUUGACGUAUGAAAUAGAGAUCAUGCGAAUUUAUGCCACCAAAGGCAGAUAUUACGCUCUAAUCUGUUUCAUCUUGUCUUUCACAACCGUCACGUUACAAUUAAUAGUCCCAUUGACUCCUUUAUCGGAAUCUCGCGCCUUUCCUUAUCCAUCGCACUAUUGGUUCGAUUACCAAAGCAGCCCAUAUUACGAAAUUGUUUAUACUUUAAAAAUAUUUUCAAGUACCAUUCUUGCCGCAUGUAACGUUACUGUUGAUGGAUUUAUUAUUAUUCUAAUUAUGCAUGUCAUUGGACAAUUGGAGCUCGUUAGUGAGCAUAUAAGAAACAUGGAGGUUAUGAAAUCAACGAUAGAAACUUGUGUACAGCGACAUAGAGUUGUUAUAUGGAUGGCAGAGACGUUGGAGAAUUCAUUUAAUUUGGUUUUUUUAUGCCAUUUCAUGGUAUCAGCCAUUGUGAUGUGUUUGGCAGGAUAUUCAUUGAUGAAGAGCGUGGAAAGAAACGAGAGCCUUGAAUCUGUUAUUUCUAUGUUCUUUAUUGGAUCAAUUGCUUUUCAUCUCUUUCUUUAUUGUUACGUCAGCGAUAAAUUAACGGAAAAGAGUCUGCAAGUUGGUUACUCGGCUUACUGUUGCAACUGGUAUCAGCAUGAAUGUAAACAAUCGAAACCUUUACUUAUUUUAAUGAUUCGUUCAUCGAGAUCGUUAAAAUUGUCAGCAGGGAAAUUCAUCGUAUUGUCACUUGAAAAUUUCACAGACGUAAGAGACUAUUUGGUCGUUAAUUUUAAAGCAGAAAUAUUUUGGUACAUAAAAAAAUAUUUUCUUCAGGUACUAAAAACGACUGGUGCAUAUUUAUCAGUAUUGAGAAAAUUUUAAUGUAAAAUAUGUGAGUUGAUUAGAUUCCAAAAAAUAUUCUAAAAAAGUAGAUAUACAUUUAUGAUAAAUAUAUCACGCCAUAUAGAAACGUGAGUAAAUCAAAAAUAUUUCAUGUAAAUUUGCGGAUCUUGUGCAAGUAUAUAAAAAACACUACGUGAAGAUCAAGGAGUUUAGUUACCUAACGCAUCUUGAAUAAUUAAAUAUAAUUGUGAGUGACUGUACGCCCAGAGUGAAAUUUGAAUAAACAGCAAAACAGUAA
Molecule: messenger RNA, 2366 nt
Organism: Cephus cinctus (wheat stem sawfly)
Lineage: Eukaryota; Metazoa; Arthropoda; Insecta; Hymenoptera; Cephidae
Product: odorant receptor 4
Exons: 5
Coding region: 1106-2107 (333 amino acids)
Biological process (GO): sensory perception of smell; detection of chemical stimulus involved in sensory perception of smell
Cellular component (GO): plasma membrane
Molecular function (GO): olfactory receptor activity; odorant binding
Source: RefSeq, a predicted model, not a curated record